CGGGACUCGUUUAUUUGUCUUAUUUUUGGUGCUUUACAUCUCUCCUCAGAUGACUCUAGGAGGAGCUGAGGGCGGGUGUCAGCUCUGUAGGUUCACGUGACAAGACAAAGGGCAGCCACAGCAAGAAGACGGCACAGCAGAGCCGAGUAUGUGGAAGCAGCUCCUGGAGGACGGCAGGUCGGCCUUCAAUGACCACUGGCCUCACAGCCUCCUGAUCCCGGCCGCUCUCGGUUUGGGGGGGGCUCUGAUGUGUUGGAAGCUGCAUGGACGGAAGAUAAAGUCUAUUGAGCUGGGAGAAGGCUGGUGGGGUCCGGGGGAGAAGCCCCUCACCCACGGAGAGGACACGCGUGUGCGCCCCUUUGUCGUUGAGGCCUUGGAGGCCGAUAUUGAGGAUCUUCACAGACGCUUGGAUGCUUCCCGGUUCUUCUCUCCUCUAGAAGACUCCAGAUUUCACUAUGGGUUUAACUCUACACAUCUGAGGAAGGUGAUUUCUUACUGGAGGAAUGAGUAUGACUGGAAGAAGCAAGUAAAGAACCUCAAUAAAUAUCCACACUUUAAGACAACCAUAGAAGGUCUGGACAUACAUUUCAUCCAUGUGAAGCCAUCACAUCUGAGCCCUGGACAGAAAGUCUAUCCUCUUCUCAUGGUCCAUGGCUGGCCAGGCUCCUUCUACGAGUUCUAUCACAUCCUCCCGCUCCUGACAGACCCCAAGUAUCAUGGUCUAAAUUCAAACAUUGCCUUUGAGGUCAUCUGUCCAUCUAUCCCAGGAUACGGCUUUUCCGAGGCCCCAUCUAAGAAGGGAUUUAAUGCCUUCGCUGCUGCCCGCAUCUUCUACAAGUUAAUGCUAAGACUUGGAUACAAUGAAUUUUACCUCCAGGGUGGAGACUGGGGCAGUAGGAUCACCUGUCUCUUAUCUCAGAUGAAGCCGGAGUCAGUAAAGGGUCUCCAUCUGAACUUUGUGAUGCUUAUGACCGGAGAACUAGGGAGGCUGAAAUCUCUGCUGAUUGGUCGAUAUGUGCCCUGGUUGGUGGGUCUGACGAGAGAAGAUGUCAGACACCUUUAUCCCUAUAUGGAGAAUGUGUUCAGACUCCUAAGGGAGAGCGGAUACUUUCACAUACAGGCGACCAAACCUGACACUAUAGGCUCGGCUCUGAAUGACUCUCCCGCUGGACUCGCUGCCUACAUCCUAGAGAAGUUCUCAACAUGGACAGAAGACGGCUUUCGAAACCUAGAGGACGGCGGCCUGGACAGGAAAUUCACUCUUGAUGAUCUCUUAACCAACGUGAUGAUCUACUGGAUUACCGGAUCCAUCGCAUCCUCCAUGAGGUUCUACAAGGAGAACUUGCAUCGUGACUAUAAUCGCACCCCAGACACCAAGGUCGGGGUGUUUGUGCCCACUGGCAUCGCGGCUUUCCCCUGUGAGAUGGAGCACACGCCCCGGGUGUGGGCAAAGCAGAAGUUCCACAACAUCGUCUCCUACAACUACAUGCCCCGCGGGGGGCACUUUGCUGCCUUUGAGGAACCAGAACUUCUGGCCCGCGACAUCCAGAACUUUGUGUCUAAAGUUGAGAAGAUGUGAAGGAAGGAAAAGCGGAUCACGUGAUCGUCUCCAUGGAAAAAUGAAUAUUCCUGAAUAGAAUUCCAGAACUACAGUGAAGACUGACACAACUUCACUAGGUUUCAUACAUUUGUCAUAGGUCCAUCUGAUGUCUGUGGGUGCUGUUAGUUUCGUGCCCGUAGCUCGUGGGGUGACCCCCCCCCCCCCGGUAUAUGGCGCAUGUACAUUUCCAAUAUGGAGACAAUAAAAUGCUGAUCAGAA
Molecule: messenger RNA, 1819 nt
Organism: Bufo gargarizans (Asiatic toad)
Lineage: Eukaryota; Metazoa; Chordata; Amphibia; Anura; Bufonidae
Product: epoxide hydrolase 1-like
Exons: 9
Coding region: 149-1579 (476 amino acids)
Biological process (GO): arachidonate metabolic process; epoxide metabolic process
Molecular function (GO): epoxide hydrolase activity
Source: RefSeq, a predicted model, not a curated record